UCACCAACGUGAUAUGUGGCAAUAGUUUAGAAGUUGUCAGUGACUCAGUGCAGAGCACAGUGUGAAGAGCUACGUUUGGGAAUACUUUUGGGAAUAGAGUAGAUAUAGCACCAGGAUUUUCAUGAAGUGAAGAUGGUGUGGGUUCUACUGUUAGUGGCUUUCCUGAACACUGGAGCGGUCCAGUGUCAGAGAUCCUCGCUGAAAGACAGUAAAAGACUGGACCCAGAGGUCAACAUGAACAUUAGUGAGAUCAUCAGGCAUUGGGGCUACCCGACAGAGGAGCACGACGUCGUCACAGAGGACGGCUACAUCCUGAGUGUCAACCGGAUCCCACACGGUCUGAAGAAUGGUGACGAUCCCAAGCCUGCAGUGUACCUCCAGCAUGGUCUCCUGGCUGCGGGGAGUAACUGGGUGACCAACCUGCCCAACACCAGCCUGGCUUACCUGCUAGCAGACGCUGGCUAUGACGUCUGGAUCGGCAACAGCAGGGGAAACACCUGGUCCAGGAGACACCUCACACUCAGCCCUGACCACAACGAGUUCUGGCAGUUCAGUUAUGAUGAGAUGGCAAAGAAGGACCUGCCAGCAGUGGUCAACCACAUUCUGAAGACCACAGGCCAGGAGCAGAUCUACUAUAUCGGCCACUCUCAGGGAACCACUAUUGCGUUUGUUGCAUUCUCUUCCAUGCCUGAGCUGGCAAGCAAAAUCAAGAUGUUCUUCGGCCUGGCUCCAGUGGCCACUGUGGCUUUCACUGCCAGCCCCAUGAGCAAGCUCUCCAUCUUCCCUGAUUUCCUUAUUUGGGAUGUGUUUGGGAAGAAGGACUUCAUGCCUCAGAGUGCUCUCAUUAAGUGGUUCGCCACCAACGUCUGCAGUAAGAAACCUCUUAGUGAGCUGUGUGGAAACCUCUUCUUCGUCCUCUGUGGCUUCGAUGAGCUGAACCUCAACAUGACUCGCACACCUGUGUACACCUCCCACUGCCCAGCAGGGACCUCAGUCCAGAACAUGAUUCACUGGUCUCAGGCAGUGCAUAGUGGAAAGCUGAUGGCCUAUGACUACGGGAGAGCAGGGAACAUGGCUCACUAUAACCAGUCGACCCCCCCGCUGUACAACAUCCAGGACAUGAAGGUGCCUACGGCCCUGUGGUCCGGAGGUCACGACACCCUGGCUGACCCUAAGGACGUUGCCAUGCUGCUCAACCAGGUCCCCAACCUGGUGUACCACCGCCACAUUGAGCACUGGGAACAUCUGGACUUCAUCUGGGGUCUGGACGCCCCCCAGGAGAUGUACAGUGAGAUAAUCAAACUGAUGAGUCAGCAGGACUUGGUGUGAACAGUGGAUUGACAGGGAGAAAUAUGGACAGUUUUAGCCUCAGCUCUCAGCACACUAGCUGAAGCGAUUUUAAUAUUGUAUCUGAAACAUAUUGGGAGACAUAUCGCAGUGCCUGGCUGCGAGUGUGUACACACGUUUGAGCACUUUGUGACUAUAAGCAUGUGUAAAAGCGAGUAUUCGCGUAAGUCAUGCUCUCAAGGAGCAAUAAUCAUGUACCUCUAAAUUGGGAUGGUGAGGAAAACAAGCUGUGAGUUUAGGAUUCAGUGUUGUGAGGAAUCCUCUAUUUUGUGAUUUUACUACCACAGUCAGAACACUUGAAUGGAUUUUAGAUGUCUUUAAAACAAAAUAAUUUUACCUUUUAACUAGGCAAGUCAGUUAAGAACUAAUUCUUAUUUACAAUGACGGCCUACUGGGGAACAGUGGUUUAACUGCCUUGUU
Messenger RNA from Salvelinus namaycush (lake trout), 1767 nucleotides. It is a transcript of the gene lipf, whose product is annotated as lipase, gastric. Bases 133 to 1329 code for a protein of 398 amino acids. The record is from RefSeq and is a predicted model, not a curated record. The transcript has 10 exons. Lineage: Eukaryota; Metazoa; Chordata; Actinopteri; Salmoniformes; Salmonidae. Gene Ontology annotation, molecular function: hydrolase activity, acting on ester bonds.